AUGUUGACCACCACCGCGUCGUCACGCAAGCGGCGCACCAUCUCCCGCACCGCAAGCACAACCAACAACUUGCUCAGCGGGUACCGCCCGUUCAUAUCCGCCGUCCCCUCGUCCGAGAGCACAUCCAACAGUCUCGUCCCCGGGGGACAGUCCGGCAGCACCGCCCACGCAUGCACCUCGCUGACCACGACCACGAGACGCGGCUUGCGAGCCCGCGGGUGUGCCUGCGCCGACGCGCGCAGCGUCGGCAGCACCAGCAGUCCCAGCAGCACCGUGCUGAGCACGUUCACCGUGAGCGUGCGCUCGUACCCCUCCGCCGUGGCGAAGACGGUCGUCGCGAUCGCGGCGUUCGCCACCACGGCGUCGAGUCUGGGCAGCUGCGCGGCGCGCGCCGCGAAGGCUUGCACGGAGGCGAAGGAGGAGAGGUCCAGUGGCCAGACCUCGCAGAUGCCCGGGCGCCCGGUUGAGGUUUCGAUGGAGGUGCGCGCGGCUUCGCCGGCGGAGAGGGGAAUGGAGGUCGUGGUGGUUAUGGAUCGUGUUUGA
Aspergillus terreus NIH2624 is the source of this 543-nucleotide messenger RNA. RefSeq lists its product as uncharacterized. NCBI's taxonomy places the organism in Eukaryota, Fungi, Ascomycota, Eurotiomycetes, Eurotiales, Aspergillaceae. The record is from RefSeq and is a predicted model, not a curated record. The coding region runs from base 1 to 543 and encodes 180 amino acids. The transcript has 2 exons.